This is a messenger RNA of Knipowitschia caucasica, 2949 nucleotides long. NCBI's taxonomy places the organism in Eukaryota, Metazoa, Chordata, Actinopteri, Gobiiformes, Gobiidae. The record is from the annotation of a GenBank genome assembly.
AUGGCCGAGAGCGACUCGGUGAAAAAGAAAAAGAAUUGGAACAAACAUGACACGGGACAAAGCACCGACAUCAAAGCAGUUCAGAACGGAAGUCAGGUGUUCAUCAAAGAGCUGCGCAGCAGGACCUUCCCCAGUGCGGAGGAUGUGGUGGUGAAGCUCAGUGGAGUGCAGCUGACCAUGGAUUAUCUGGAGGAGAAUGGCUUCAAUGAACCCAUCCUGGUCCAGAAGAAAGAGGGCCUGGGCCUGACCAUGCCGGCCGCCACCUUCUACAUCAGCGACGUGGAGAACUACGUCGGUGAGAGGCUGGACCAGAACCCUGACCAGAACCCUGACCCGAACGCUGACCCCAACCCUGACCCCAACCCUGACCCCAACCCUGAGCAGAACCCUGAGCAGAACCCUGAGCAGAACCCUGAGCAGAACCCUGACCAGAACCCUGACCAGAACCCUGACCAGAACCCUGACCAGAACCCUGACCAGAACCCUGAGCAGAACCCUGAGCAGAACCCUGAGCAGAACCCUGAGCAGAACCCUGAGCAGAACCCUGAGCAGAACCCUGAGCAGAACCCUGAGCAGAACCCUGAGCAGAACCCUGAGCAGAACCCUGAGCAGAACCCUGAGCAGAACCCUGAGCAGAACCCUGAGCAGAACCCUGACCAGAACCCUGACCCCAACCCUGACGAGCAGAACCCUGAGCAGAACCCUGAGCAGAACCCUGAAGGGGCAGUAGGGGCCACGCAGUGUCUGACCCCUGACCUCCUGCUGUUUCUAACCCCUAACCUCCUGCUGUGUCUGACCCCUGACCUCCUGCUGUGUCUGACCCCUGACCUCCUGCUGUGUUUGACCCCUGACCUCCUGCUGUGUCUGACCCCUGACCUCCUGCUGUGUCUGACCCCUGACCUCCUGCUGUGUCUGACCCCUGACCUCCUGCUGUGUCUGACCCCUGACCUCCUGCUGUGUCUGACCCCUGACCUCCUGCUGUGUUUGACCCCUGACCUCCUGCUGUGUCUGACCCCUGACCUCCUGCUGUGUCUGACCCCUGACCUCCUGCUGUGUCUGACCCCUGACCUCCUGCCCUCCUGCUGCCCAGACGUCUCUGUGGACGUAGUGGACGUCACCAAACAGAGCGACAGCAAAAUGAAGCUGAAGGAGUUUGUGGAUUAUUACUACAGCACCAACAGGAAGAAGGUCCUGGACGUCAUCAACCUGGAGUUCUCCGACACCAGGAUGAACUCGAUCGUGGAGAGCCCGCAGAUCGUGAGGAGGCUGUCCUGGGUGGAGAACUAUUGGCCCGACGACGCUCUUCUGGGGAAACCGAAAGUGUCCAAAUACUGUUUGAUCUGCGUCAAGGACAGUUACACCGACUUCCACAUCGAGUGCGGAGGAGCCUCGGUCUGGUACCACGUCCUCAAGGGAGAAAAGAUCUUCUUUCUGAUCAAACCGACGUCUGCGAAUCUGUCUCUGUUCGAGCGCUGGAGGUCCUCGUCCAAUCACACGGAGAUGUUCUUCGCUGAUCAGGUCGACAAGUGCUACAAGUGCACGCUGAAGCAGGGCCAGACGCUCUUCAUCCCCUCAGGAUGGAUCAAUGCCAUCCUGACUCCAGUCGACUGUCUGGCCUUCUCUGGACACUUUGUCCACAACCUGAGUGUGGAGAUGCAGAUGAGAGCGUAUGAAAUAGAGAAGCGUCUGAAGGUGAAGACCCUGACUCCCUUCUGUAACUAUGAGACGGCGUGCUGGUACGUGGGCCGCCACUUCCUGGAGAGAUUCAAAGCUUUACAUAAAGCCAACAAACAGCCGGCGCCGUACCUGGUCCACGGCGCCAAGAUCGUCAACGGAGCGUUCAGGGCGUGGACCAAGAAACAGGCUCUUCUGGAACACGAGGACGAGCUCCCUGAGAACAUGAAGCCGUCGCAGCUGAUCAAGGAUCUGGCCAAAGAGAUCAGACUGUCCGAGAAUGCAACUAAAGCCAUAAAGAGCGAGCCCAGCGUCAGACCCCCCGUGGAGGAGGCCCCGUCCACUCACUCAGAACCAGAGGACCCAGAGUCUGCAGACGAGGUCCCGUCUCCGAGCAGAGACCGGCCUCGCAAAAAGAAACCUCCCAAACCUCCCAAACCCCCAAAGAUCCCCAAAGCCCCCAAGCCCCCCAAGGUGAAGGAGGGAGGGAAGAAGAAAGCCAAGAAAGCCAAGGAGGUGUCGCCCCCCCCCAGACCCUCCAGCUUCGCCGCCCUGGAGUCUCACGCCAAAGACAUCCUGAGCAAGAUGGACCAGUCCAAGAAGGCCAAGGCUGUGAAAAAUGUGCUGAGUUCUUCAGAGAAAGAGAUGAAACAGAACAGUUUGGACAAGUUCAACAUCAGAGAACAGAACAAGAACAAGACUGAAGCAAAGUGGAAAUAUAAGAACAGUAAACCCGACUCCUUGUUAAAGAUGGAGGAGGAGAGUAAGUUCGACCGAACGCCGCUGUCGAGUAACAAAGAAAGAUUCAGCUUUAUGUCCCACAAGAAGCUGCUCAGCUCUAAGAUGCUGAAGCCGCAGAGCUCGCUGCAGAAGGAGGACAAGGCCAAACCGGUGAGAGACGAGUACGAGUACGUGUCUGACGAAGGCGAGCUGAAGAUCGACGAGUUCCCGAUCAGGAGGAAGAAGAACACGGCCGUGAAGAGAGACCUGUCCUUUUUGUCCGACAUCAAAGACCCGGUCCAUCCAAACAAAAAGACGAAGCUGCAGCCGUCUCUGAAUAAGCGCCCUCUGCUGGACACCCACACAGCGCCCUCUGCUGGACACCCACACAGCGCCCUCUGCUGGACACCCACACAGCGCCCUCUGCUGGACACCCACACACCCUGCAGGCUGUUUACGACACCGCAGAAAACCCGUCUGUUUCGCUGGAUCUCUACAGUCUACGGCUGUGGUGUCAUCGGAGACUUUGGGUUCGCGUUUAUCCGCCUGAUGUGA